This is a messenger RNA of Oldenlandia corymbosa var. corymbosa, 890 nucleotides long. The record is from the annotation of a GenBank genome assembly. NCBI's taxonomy places the organism in Eukaryota, Viridiplantae, Streptophyta, Magnoliopsida, Gentianales, Rubiaceae.
AUAUUUAUAUUAAAAAACUUAAAACAAAAAAACAAAAAUGAUUCUUUUUUUCUAAUAGACAUUUCUUUUGUGAGAUAUUCUUUUUUUUUUUUCCCAACAAGGACUAGAAAGUUAAAUAUUAUUAGUAGUUUCAUUCGGUCACUGAAAAGCUGGCUUUAUCUUGAAGCCCUUGUAGAGAUUGCUGCUUUGGUAGUUAGUUCCUUUAUGAAUUCCAACACCAAAAAGAGGCAGAGCUUCCUCCCUUCCAAACCACAAUAUGCAUGAGAUUCAAGCUUUCGGCUAUCUCGGGGCGGGUUUGCUGGCGUUUAUUUUCUCCGGGAUCUGCAUCAAAUGCAUGUCCGAGUUUUGCAGCCGAGUGAUCCACCGCCACACCCGGUCCGCGGCUGCCACGGCACAGGCCGCCGCGGGGCGAAGCGGGUACCGGGAAGUGGUGGAAGAAACACCGUCCGCGGCCUCGGCCGCAGCGGUGUAUUCAAGAGUUGAAGCGGUGGGAGGCGGUGAAGAAGCUUGCAGCUGCGCUAGUGGUAGUAGUAGUACUAGUAGCACAAACAGUGAGGAUUCUUUAACUGAUCAGAAGAAAGAUUGCUUGAAGAAGAAUUGCAUAAUAUGCAUAAGUGAGAUUGAAAAUGGUGAGGUUUGCUGGGAGCUAAAUGCAUGUAAUCAUCGGUUUCAUGCCGAUUGCAUUCGGAAAUGGGUGAAGAAGAACAGCAGCUGCCCUUUAUGCCGAACUCUGGUUAUUGUUCAUUCUUUGUAAUGUCACUUCUACUUAAUUGUUUUUUCCCUUUCUAGGAAUCUUAUUAUCACUAACUUACAUGUUUAUUUAUUUAUUUUAUGUAUCUUGAAAAUGACCUUGUCUGACCGUUUUAAAUAGGAAUGAAUCUCAAUAUAUC